This is a messenger RNA of Protopolystoma xenopodis, 255 nucleotides long. The record is from the annotation of a GenBank genome assembly. NCBI's taxonomy places the organism in Eukaryota, Metazoa, Platyhelminthes, Monogenea, Polystomatidea, Polystomatidae.
AUGACUAACCGACAGACUGUCAUUCUGGACGCCAGUCGUCAGCCCCGUACUUGCACCGGCGGCCUGAUUGACGCCUGCCACCGGCCUGAAGAAGAGGGCCCGUGCUGGUGGUGGCGUGGGCGGUGGCGGUGGCGGAGGGGGGUCCGUGACGAGGAGGCAGACGUCAGCGAACCACGCCUGCCGGACAUGUUUUUACUGCUCUUCUGCCGCAGCUACAGUCACCACGACGAAGAGCGUCCUCACUGCUGGGGCUAA